AUUAAAAAUCCUUAUCUAACAUUUUUAUUGAUUUUCACUUGUAAUAUAUUAUUUAAAAAAUUGAUAAUUUUUUUAUGUCGUUUAAAAUAUAGGAUAAACUAAUUUUAGGUUUUAAUGAUUUUUGUGUUUUUCGCGGCAGUUUUACUGUUUGAAAAAAAUGUUUAAACUUAGCCAAUCAGCGUACAUCAUUACUUUGCAAUGUCAAAUUUUCUUUCGAUUUGUGUAUAGGUUAUACAAUAAUUUUCGAAUUCGAAAAAAGUGUGUAUGUAGUAUUUCACAAUGAGUACCGGAACGCUUAGUUCAAGAGCAGAAAAGUAUUUUUAUAGUUUAAGUCCUUUGGCUCAACGUAUUGGCGAAGAUAUAACCGUGACAAAAGAAGCUUAUGAGGGUCUUUGGAAUACUUUAAGCAUAUCAGAACGGAAUCAGGCCAUUAAUGAAACUAUAAUUCAACCAGAGGUGGCUUUACAAUAUGCAGUUAAAGAAGUUGAACUUACUAAAGAAUUACCCGAUUGGUACCCGAAACUUCGUAUUCAGACUGGCAUGAAAUAUGUUAUCGAUGAAACAGGAUCUACACUAAAAUGGCGAGACGAACAUUCUGCACCAUUUUCAUUUAUGACUCAAUCUCAAAUGAAUUUAAAUUUAGUAGAUUCCAAUGAAGAUUUUACAUCCAAAUGUCUGAGAUCUCAUUUUGGAGAAUCUCCACAUUUUUCAAGUCCAAUUAAAACUCAGAGGAAUAAUUCUAAUUCCAUUACCGAUAAUUAUAAUUCUAAUCAAACUAAUCGUUAUCAAUCGGAAUGUUAUUCCAAAAGUUUAUUUGAAGAUGAACCGUGUGGAAAUUUACGUAAUAGUGACAUAGAUACUGAACAUUCUGAGAGUAUAUUUGCAAAAUUAAUUAAUAAAACUUCCUUAUUGAAAUUGCAAAAUAAUUUGGAGGACGAUAUGGAAAGUUUGGUACAUGAUAGAGAUUCGGAUAAAAGUCAAUCUAAUACACUUGUAGCUAUUUCACGAACAAAGUCAAGUGACAUUAAUGAAUCAACAGCUCUCUUAGAGACACCUAGCUCCUAUAGUAGUUUUCAAUCUUCUCAGUUAAAUCACGAAGAAGAAGAAAGAUGUAUACCAAAGACUGGAUUUGAAUUUUUAGAUAAUUGGUAAAUAUACUUUGAUCAUUUUUAUCCUUCUAACAAGUUCAAAUUCAAAGUAUUCCUAUAAUUAUUUAACGUAAGACUGCUUCAUAUAUAUUUCAGUAUAUAUGUAAUUUAGUAUUAAUGAUGAAUACUCCGUAACUUUUUUCUCCAUAGACCAUAUAUUACAAAUCAUAAAAAUAAUCGUACUAUAGACUGUAAUUGAUAAAUUAUAUUAUUAUCACCUAUACAUAUCGCUUAUCGUUAGUAUUGUGUGUAUUCAAUGCAUAUAGAUAUAUACAUAUAUACAAUGCAAUGAUAUUUCAUUGCUGAGUGUUAUAAAAUAUGAUAUAAGAUUAUCUUCAUUAAUUUAAUAAUAUAUCUUCAGCUUUCAUUUUAUUUGCUCAUGGAUCUCAAUAUGUUCAUUCUAUGAAUAUUUUUGAAUGUGCUAUUAUAUAUAUAUAAUUUUAUAUAUAAUUAAAUAAUACUGCCAAAUAGUAUUAAGAAUUAAGUAGAAAAAAAUCCGUUAUAUAACAUUUUGAUAAAUAAUAUUUUUAUCUGUUAACUUGUUUUGAGAACUUAUCUUUUUUUUUGUAUCUUUCUAAUGUAUUUUUUUUCUUUUUUUUUUUUUAAUUUUUUAUAACAAAAAUUAUAUUAAAAAAUUGUUCUGUAAUUUAAAUGUAAAAUAACAUAUAUAGAGGCUAUAUAAUUUACUUAGAUUUUAUUUAAAUCAUUUGUGAGAAAUGAUGAUUAAUAUUAUAUAUUAUUAUAAUUGGAAGCAUUUUUUGUUAUAUCUGAAAAGUACAAUAAAUAAUAAUAAUCUUUUGAAGGUUGCUUUAUUAAGGAUAGUAUUUAAAGUAAUUAUAUAUCUUAAGAAUAUAUAUGUAUUAAAUAUUACAUUUGUUGGCUAACAUUUAUUUAUUAACAAG
Vespula vulgaris is the source of this 2050-nucleotide messenger RNA. RefSeq lists its product as uncharacterized. Bases 280 to 1152 code for a protein of 290 amino acids. Lineage: Eukaryota; Metazoa; Arthropoda; Insecta; Hymenoptera; Vespidae. The transcript has 4 exons. The record is from RefSeq and is a predicted model, not a curated record.